Messenger RNA from Strongylus vulgaris, 99 nucleotides. NCBI's taxonomy places the organism in Eukaryota, Metazoa, Nematoda, Chromadorea, Rhabditida, Strongylidae. The record is from the annotation of a GenBank genome assembly.
AUGACGAUCCAUGUUUCAGGAAAAUCAGUGCGAAUCGUCACAGCAGAAUCUGAACUACCUCCACCAAAUGCUCCAUCCAUUGGCAUUGGCUGUGGAGCC